CACUUCCGGCAACAGGAUUCCAAGCAGAGAGAAGCGAAGCGCAGGAAAGCCAGCGCGAGACUCCGCCUUAGUACCGAGAACAGCCAAUCAAGUUAAGAGCCCGCCAAUGAUUCCACACAGAAUCCUUAUAUAUAAAGUAUUUCCCAAGUCCGGCUGCUGCAAGAGACCACAUGGCCUGUGGUUGAGUGAGCUAAUGUUAUACUCGUAUCAGUGCGUUGGUUGUGGCGCGACCAGAAUGAGCCUGUGAGAGAGUUGUUGAGUGGACCGGCUAUGGGCAGGCAUCCUCUGACCUCAGUAGCAGUGCCCGACCCUGGUCCCAUUCCCACCUUCCGACUGUUUCUCGUCUUGUUUGCCGCCCCACUGCUGUUCGCGUUCUCCCUAAGCAACAGUCACGGCGUAGCGGCUCUUUCCGUCCCAGUUCCUGUCAUCGCGGCUCCGGCACCAGCUCCGUACGACCUCGAUCAAGAGGAAGAAUAUCAAGCAAAUUUGAUGGAAGGACAAAAUUCCAGACUUGGAGAGGAAGAAGUGACAAGACUCAAACAAAGGAUCCUCGAAGGCCUGGGACUAACCCGUGCUCCCGACGCAUCCAAGAUGAACGUGAGCCAGGAGGAAUACGCGCGAAUGUAUGGCGUGUAUCUGCGCAGUGUAGAAGAGAGCCGACGCAGGCGUCAGAGGGAGCAACACUAUGAGAUGGAACACGAACGUCUUGAUGGCGUCAUAGCUCAGAGAUUCUACAGUUUCACCCACGCUGGUCACCUGAGGGAAAGAGCUCGCCGCAAGGUGGGGACGAGGCGCCGUCAGAGUUCCAUCACCUGGCUGUACUUUCCUAUUGACAUACCGGAGGCUGGACAGAGUCAGCAAGUCGAAAUUGAAUACGCAACACUCCGAAUUUUCAUGUCAGGUCUUCAUCCAGAAGAAGCAGCUCGUGGUGAGAACACAGUGGAAGUGAGAGUGUACCAGGUCCUUCAACCAGCCCAAAGACGCCAUAUAGACAAUUAUGGAAAGACACGCGUACCCGAACAAAGAAGACUGUUAGUCGAUGAACGUCGGAUUCAUCUUGCUACUUCCGCAUCAAAAUGGACGGAAUUUGAUGUGACUAAAGCGGCAGAAUCAUGGGUGAACCGUGGAGCCAGUAAUCUCGGACUAGAAGUGGAGUGUCGUGAAUGUGUACAGCGCGGUAUCACCCUCAUCACACAGGACAGUGUAGGGAGCAACAGCUCCGUCAGUCCAGUUCUCAGCGUCCUUGCAGACGUUCACGUUAAAGGAACCCCUAGACAAAAACGUUCUUCCAAUCCUUUACAUAGUGCGCACCGAAGUCGGCGAACAGAGUGUCGUAAAAACGGUCAGCGUUGCUGUAGACACACAAUGGAAGUUGUGUUCAAGGAAUUGGAGGGAUUCGGCUUCAUUCUGGAGCCGAAGAGCUUCGACGCCGGGUACUGCAAGGGGCGGUGUCCGCCCCGAUAUAACCCCGCAAACCACCAUGCGUUACUACAGAGCCUCAUCUGGAAACAGGACCGCGAUCGAGCCCCCAGACCUUGCUGUGCUCCCAACAAACUCACAGAUCUCGAGGUCCUACAUAUGGAUGACAAAGACUCCACGAAACUCAAAGUGUCCAAGUGGAAGGACAUUGGCGUUCUUGAGUGCGCGUGUUCCUAAACUACUUUCUAUUCCUUAUGUACUUCAUUUGACGCUUUGAACAAUGAAUGGAGUAUAAACUUGUUCGCAGCUAGAAAUCUAGCGAUCUCUACCAAAGAAUUCGGCAUAGUGUCGAAUGUAUUUAACAACUGUGCAACUCGUUGUAUAAAGUUGGAGACGGAUUUACCGUCUGUAUGUGUUACGGGUUUCAGUCAUCACGUUGCUGACAGACGAACUUAAGUUUUAAACCUCGUUAUGUGUAAUUGAGCACGUACUAAGGAAUUCCAGGUGACAUUUUGGAGCCUCGAAAUGUAUCCAGUUCCAGUCUGAUUCCAUGGCUACGGAACUUUUUCACAUCCAAUAAUGCUCAAGAGACGUAGUGUCGCUUUCUUUGUUUCACUAAAUGUUUUAGAGUUCCAUAACUGUGAUAUCAAUUAGAUACGCUUUCAAACAAAUCUCUGUGCACCGUGGAUAACCGAGGGCUUAUUUAUUCAUUCAUCACCAUCUCGUCACUGCCUCCUGCAUCCACGUAACACUCAUCUCUGUAAAAAGACAAUGUCCAGGCACUUCGGUAUCAAUGCUGAAUAAUAUCUGCACAAUACCGUGGCCUUUGUUUCGGUUUAACCUCAAUCUAUGAUGACUACAUUAAUUGUCUGUUUAACUAAACGGUGUUGUGUUGUUCGGUAUAUGUCAAAAUGUUAAAAAGAAAUUAACGUUACAUCACUCAGCAGCCAUCAUAUGUGCUUUCUAAGUAACGACGUUUGCUGUAAUAUAAAAUCGCUGUACGGAUGCAGUAAUUCCACCUAAGAUUUCUACUUCAAAUUUUCCUUUGAAGUAUAGAAUAUUUCACCAUGAUCCAUAGUUCCUAUAGUGUGCGAGUGAUUGCAUGAGUGUUACUGCAUUGACAUGUCGAGUGGAGGGUGAAGAGACUGAUCACAUCUUCAAGCAUUUUCAAUUCAUUCAGGAAUCGGAUUACAAAAUUAUACACAUUGUUAUGGUUCUUAAAAAUGUGCUCGAUAUACACUACACACUCCGUGGUGUGUAAUUCAGAAAUAUAGUAUAUUUUAAUGAAUUUAGAAAUUUGGACCAGAACGUUUCAUUGUAUCAAAAAUUUUAAUGUCCUUUCUUAGGUUGUCUGAUAUACAGACACCAGGAAAUGGAAUGCAUGCUCUGACCGACUUCGAGAACGAUCGUCUGUCCCCUAUGAUCACCGUUCAGAAAUUAAAUAUAAUAUAUUAUUAUCGAAAGAAAUAAAAGUGUUCUGGUAUAGAAUUUCAGCAGGAAUACUAUUUACAUAUUGAGUAUGUGUUUCCAAAACCAAAGUUUGUGAUAAAAUUGAACGGAGUUUCAAAAAGCAAAUGCUUUAUGUUGUGUAUUCAAUAAUUCAACACUUAGACGUUCGUGUGUUACUCAGGUUUGGUCAGAGUGAAAGUAGUAAGGAGCUGAACUAUACUGGUGGCUCUUUACACCAUUUUACCCACAAUCUAAAUUCUGGCUAUGUGCCUGUUUUUUGUCUUUGUACACGAUUACUUAUCAGAACUUUGGUAACAGAGACUCCAGAUGCUUAUAGGAAAGUAACGUAUGUUUCACUUAGUGACUUGUAUGAAAACAAUACUGAAUACACUAAACGAAACAAUUUUGACAUAAUUCUUCCCUUUCCAUAAUAGUUAUAAAAUUUAACAUGGAUACUGAAUUCCAGUCAUGUGAACUAGGUACUAAGAGCACAUCGACCGAUACAUUCAGAACUGAUGCAAGUUCAUAUGAAAUUUGGAUUUGUAUAAUAUUUUUAAAUUAUUACAGCAAAAAAUUAUACCUAAUAUUUAUUCCAGUAUGUCCAAGAUAUGAAACUAUCUGUUGUGAUUAUCUGCUUUGUUUCCAGAGUUCUGGUGUUGAUAUUAGCCAGUAAUGAUAUUAGUGCAUCUCUUGCCAUUUCUGUGACUUGAAGUCUGUAUUGUAAACAUGAUUUUUACAGUUGGAAACCGGAAUUUUGCUACAUUUGAGCAGAACUCAUCUUCUGAUGGGAUGUAGACUCCGAGACUGUACCAUAAUAUUCCUCCCUCCUUGUAUGGCUUGUUUUUCUACGAUAUUUAAAAUGUGUUAGUUACGAUAAUAUGUAUUACAUUGACGUUAUAUUUAUUUUAAUAAAUUAUUGACUGAUAAGAAAUUGUUUAUUGAACAAUGA
Messenger RNA from Cryptotermes secundus, 3817 nucleotides. RefSeq names its product bone morphogenetic protein 2 (gene mav). Gene Ontology annotation, cellular component: extracellular region. Lineage: Eukaryota; Metazoa; Arthropoda; Insecta; Blattodea; Kalotermitidae. Gene Ontology annotation, biological process: BMP signaling pathway; SMAD protein signal transduction. The record is from RefSeq and is a predicted model, not a curated record. Gene Ontology annotation, molecular function: growth factor activity; cytokine activity. The coding region runs from base 271 to 1656 and encodes 461 amino acids. The transcript is spliced from 3 exons.